This is a messenger RNA of Ostertagia ostertagi, 240 nucleotides long. Lineage: Eukaryota; Metazoa; Nematoda; Chromadorea; Rhabditida; Trichostrongylidae. The record is from the annotation of a GenBank genome assembly.
AUGUGCCUCAAUGAGCGGGGUGGACCAAACUGGGUUGACAAUUUUGUCGAUUCACCAGUCAUUGUGAACGCGACAUCAGACGAAUUUUACAAGCAGCCAAUGUUUUACGCAAUGGGACAUUUCAGCAAAUUUUUCAAACGAGAUGCUGUACGAGUGAACACUACCGCGGUCACUGGCUCGAAUGGAAUCCUCGCUACCACUGGUCGUCUACAAAGGGCGCCGAACUGUGACACUGAUUAA